Molecule: messenger RNA, 1194 nt
Organism: Entrophospora candida
Lineage: Eukaryota; Fungi; Glomeromycota; Glomeromycetes; Entrophosporales; Entrophosporaceae
Source: the annotation of a GenBank genome assembly
AUGGCAACAAAAUGUAAUGGUUAUUUAAUAUUUCACACUAAUGACAACAACGACAACACUAGUUUUCAAACUAUAGAUUUUAUAAUGGGCAAUAAUUAUUACUCAUCUUCAAAUGUUCUUAAUGGAAAUAUAGCAAUUGCCACAUUUCUAGGAAACGAUACCUCUAGCGAUGAUUUAUCAACAACGACAAAUUGUGUUCUGAAACCCAACAAUUGGACGACAACAUCAAACAAUGAUAAUGAAACAAAUACAUAUUCAUCAUCCAUUGAUCCUGAUGAUUUUACUACUAUUACCACCAAUAAAACUCCUUCGUCAUCUAAAGAAACAUUCACACCGACAUCCAGACGAAUAAGGGAGAAAAGACUUGGAGAUUGGAAUGUUUUGUUUAACUCGAUACCCUUAUUAUCAUUGAUCAGUGAGAAUGAUGCGAAUCGAGUUUCUAACCUUUUGUCAAAUAUAUCGUCAUCAUCAUUUUCAGUGGAUUUUACGCUAGAUACAGGACCUUGGAUUGGUUUAAUUGAAAGCUGCGGAUUGUUAAUAUCGAGAAUUAUAUUUGGAAUAGUUUAUAUACUUAUAAUAUUGGCAAGCGUUUAUAUGUUAUUCUCGGGAAUAAAUAAGCAAAUAGAUCAGAUCAAAAAUCCAAGACCUUGGCUGCUUGGAGGGAUUGCUUUAAGCUUAACUGUGUUUCUUACAAUGGUUGAGUACGAUCCUUGGGCAAUAUAUCUUGAUAGAUUAUCAGAAACAGCGUAUGAAUCUAUUGUUGGUGCUGGCUAUCUUUUAUUAUGUCUUUGUUAUGCUGGGUUUUUAUUUCCAUGGAUGAAGGCUACAAAGAACUUAUCAGAAGAAUUCAAUUAUAAAGUUUUUAGAAUAAGAUCUUUAAUGAAAAUAUUUAUAUAUGGAGUAUUCUUUGCAGCAUUGAUCAAAAUAGUUUCGUUUAUAAUAUAUUUAUUACUAUUUGCUAUAAUAAGCGAUGAUAACGUAGACAGCGAUAUGAAAAUUGUUGGUAUAUUGGAAUUAAUAUUUCUUGUAUUAGAAUGUGUAUUUGGCGCGAUUGUAUCGUUGGCAUUUGGUAUAUUUGGAUUCUGCAUGUCAAGUGCUAUAAAUUAUAAUGGUAAUUCUUCAUUACAACGUCAUAUUAGGAAUAGUAGAAAAAGAAUGAAUUUUCAAGCUUAUUUAUUUAAAGAAAAAAUAAAG